AUGGAGAAGUGCCACAAGCUUGUCAAUGCGCCAUGGCCGACGGCCGAUUUCGUGGACCUCUCAGCAUCAUCGCGCGAGACAACAGACAAGGCCACUAAAUGUUUAAUGCCGGGACCGUCAACGGUCGGUCGAUAUUCGAUGAUGCCGAUGCCUCGAACGGACUUCAUUCCCCUGUGGAUCCACCAAAGACGUUAUCGCUUCUCGCUGUCGCUGCUUGGCUGCAUCUACGGCAAUCUGGCAGCCGCACCCUAG
Colletotrichum orchidophilum is the source of this 252-nucleotide messenger RNA. RefSeq lists its product as uncharacterized. The transcript has a single exon. The record is from RefSeq and is a predicted model, not a curated record. The coding region runs from base 1 to 252 and encodes 83 amino acids. Lineage: Eukaryota; Fungi; Ascomycota; Sordariomycetes; Glomerellales; Glomerellaceae.